Penicillium atrosanguineum is the source of this 7854-nucleotide messenger RNA. RefSeq lists its product as uncharacterized. The coding region runs from base 1 to 7854 and encodes 2617 amino acids. The record is from RefSeq and is a predicted model, not a curated record. Gene Ontology annotation, molecular function: protein binding. The transcript has 3 exons. Lineage: Eukaryota; Fungi; Ascomycota; Eurotiomycetes; Eurotiales; Aspergillaceae.
AUGUCCGCCCAACAAACCGGCCAGGAGAUGGAUUCGGAGAAGUACCAGAGCAUCGGAUCUAAGGUUGCGAAGCAGCUUAGCAAGAGGAUGUCCCUGAGCAGAAGCUCGAAAGAGAGCUCGAGUAAAGAGACUAGCACUAGCAAAACGACUACAGCCGGUAGUGGCAUCGGCCAAACCGCGACAACAGACAAUGCUACCAAGGAGACUGCCAAUGAAAGCAACACCAGCAAGCAGGUUCUCGACAAGGGAGAAGAGAUGAAGGGUCAAGGAGAUAUGAGUGGUAUUAGGGGAAUUGCGGAAAAAGGAGAAAACAAUAAGAACGCCAUGGGCCAGGGAGACGCUGCUGGAGCUGUGAGCGGUCUCGGCCUGACCAAAGAAAACGCUCAAAACCCCGCCGAGGAAGUCGGCAACACCGUCUUCGGCCGUAAUUCGAGCAUCAACCCGAAUGAAUCGAACGAUGAUAUCAGAAGAGGCCCGGUCACCCACGGCCGGAUGAACCAGCAAAACACCACCGGAGGUGACUUUUCCGGAGCAGGAGGUAGCGGAAAAGAAGGUUACGGCCAAGCUGGCGGCAGCAAUUAUUCCACUGGAGGCCCUUCGUCAGAAGGCUUCGCUGGCAGCAGUUCGGCAGCUGGAGAUGCUGCAGCCAGGGGCACUGGUAAUCACUUAGCAUUCGUUGGAAGCGGCGGCCCGAAAGGAGACACCACUGCAAGCCAAAACGCCAAGAGCUAUUCUACCGGAGAGACUACAUCAGCAGCAAAACUUGCUGGAAGCAAAGACAUGAAAGAUAGUUUCGAUAAUAGCAUGGCUGGAAGCAGUGCUGCCAAAGACAGCACCCUCAGAGGAACUGCCGCUGGGGGAGCCUAUACCGGAAGCGAAGCACCCAAGUCAAGUAGCUCUGCAGGCAAGCCGGAAUUUACUGAUACGGCUUGGGGCACGGGUGUCGCUGGUGCCGGAAGUGCUGCUGCUGGAGGAACUCUUGCUGGAAGCAGUGCCUCUAAAGGAGACGCACCUGGAACCAAGUAUGCCUACACCGAUGCUUCAAAAACCAAUGUUACCGGAGACAACGUUACCGGCGGAGCAUUUGGUGGAAACAGUGCUUCGAAAGAUACCGCCUCUAGAAAUACAAAGUCUACCUACGAUGAUGCUACCAUGGGAGGCAUGAACGGAAGACAGGGGACUAACAGCAACAUUUCUGGGGCUACUUCCAGUGGAGGAGGGCUUUCUCGAAGCAACGCCACCAAAGGAAAUUAUGGAAGUGAUAUGUCUACUGGUGAUAUCGUCAAGAAGAGACUUACCGGAGGUGCCGUUGCUGGAGGUGCCGCUACCGGCGGUUUCACUGGAAUGAAAGCUGGAGGCCAAAGUGCGACAGACGACACAAUUGACCAUGAGCUCGGCGAGCAAUCCCACAUCAGCCAGGAUAUUUUCAGCUCUGGAGCUUCUAACAAAGAUGCUAAAAAGGGCCUCGCUGGGGGCAAGGGAAUGAUUUCUCAUGAUCCUCCCAGCAAGACCAAGAGUAAUAUUGGAAAGCAUAAGAUGGAUCAACAGACGUCUCAAACAUCCGAGGGAGCUCUUAACCAGGGGACCACGUCAGCUGGACAAGCCAGCAAAGGCAUCUCUAGUAGCAGUGGUCUUGGCAUGGGUGCUGCUGGUGGCGGAGCCCUAUCUGGGGGAGCUAUGGAGAGCGGCGGUAUUCGUCGAGACAUGGCUCAAAGCAAUAUGGGCCAAAGCUCCUAUAGCCAAACCCAAAGCAAUAUGGACCAGAGCUCCUAUAGCCAGACCCAAAGCAACAUGGGCCAGAGCUCCUAUGGUCAGACCCAGUCGAGCACUGCUACUACCGGCAUGAGCAGCAGCACCACUACCACCAGCGCACAGCCCAAGCGUGUUGUCCAGAACUUGAGUGGUGGCGGAAACAAGGCCACGGUUCUCCAGGACAAGGUUCAGGCUGUCUCCCAGAAGUGCAAGACCCAGCUUGGUCUCACCGCGACCGAGAUCAGUCAGAGAGGACCAAACGUGGAUACGUUCUUCGAUGCAGUCGCUGCCGAGCGUCUCCGCUGGAUGCCCCGCGAUGGAAGCAGACUUGACUGCUGCCUCAGAUGGGCCUCUCGACUUGCGUAUGCAGUUGAUGCUCUGCGCCAGUCGAUUGGAGCCUUUGCACCCGGAGCCGAUGACGCCGCCAAGCUCAUUUGGGGAUUUGAGAUCCUUCUCUUGGAGUCCGAUCUUGACAACAUGGAUGUUUUUGAAAGCGUUUUCGGCAGAUACGGCCGCGUCGCUGUGCACAUUUACUUGCUUCUCCAGUACGAGAGCGCUUACAAGUCGUCCCCUGAGCUUCAGCCAGAGGCUUCAGCUGUGUAUGCAGACCUGCUCGAAAUGGUCUGCAGCACCACGGCAAGCUGUGUUGAAGGAGCGAAGAGCAAAGAGUCUGAACAUACCAUUGCUCACAAUGUUGACUGUGCAUUUUUGACCUAUGCCAAGCGCUAUUCGACCCAUUGGAACAGCAUUGUCGAAGCUGCAACUUCGAAGCUUUUGAUGAACAGUUCCUCCAUUUACAUGACCCCCGAACUGGGCAGUCUUCGCCAGUUUUUGGGUGUUCAAGACCGUCCUCUUCAGUUCAUUCUCGAAUCCCGUACGCACUCCCUUGCAGAAGGGUCGUUUGAAUGGUUCAACAAUACCCUGUAUGACUUCUCAACUGGAAAAUCCCCAGUGAUGCUGGUGACCGGUGGCCCCGGUUCUGGAAAGAGUGCUCUGGCCCAGUGGACCGUAGAGCGACUUCAGGAAUCAGGCGAGCACGACAACUGGAAUGUGAUUCCAUACACAAUCCGGGCCGAUAUUCCUGUCGCGACGCUGCCACUUCGCUUCCUGAAGGGCAUGAUGCACCAGAUGCUGGAUCACUGUGUCAGCGACCAGCGUACCCAAGAGGCUAUUCUGGUCGAAGUGGCCAAGGCAGCUCAAAGCGCACUUGAUGGUGCUGGCGAAGCUGAGGUCGAAGGAUCACUUUGGAGAGGUAUCCGCAGGGGAUUGAACUCGGACAUUCAAUACAUGUUUAUUGUGGAUGGUUUGGAUCAAAUGAAGGCCGGCGAUACCGACGCCAUUUCCUGCCUCACCAAAUUUGCCGAGAUUCUUUCCGAGCAGAAUGCCGGUUCAAAGAUGAUUGCCUUCACCAGGCCUUUGGGCUCAAAGAUGCGUGCCACGAACAUUGAACAGUUCACGUUGCAGACUUCUCAGACUCAAGCUGAUCUGGAAGCUUAUGUUUCUAAGAUGAUGUGUGGUUCGCAAUUCGAUGGCCCUAUGGACGACCAAAUGGAUUCGGCCGUGUCUGUCAUUGUCAACCGCUCACAGGGGUCCUUCAGCUGGGCGGAGAUGGCAGUUGCCUACGCCCAACAGCAGAGGACUUUGAGCCAGGCAAUAUCAUCUGUACAGAGCCUGCCUGAAGCCAUGUCUGAUUUGCUUGACUUCCAUAUGAAGAACAUGGACUUCAGUCAACAUGAGACACGUUACAUUAUGUCGUGGCUUGCUGCUGCCGAGAGACCAUUAUUGGUCGAGGAGGUCGAACAGCUGCUAGCUGUUGACCCUCAGGGCCCUAGCUUCAUGUCACGCUACUCACGAGGUGAAGAUCCGUGGUUUAGUUCCUUGAAACCCCUGGUUAUGACCCGCGAUGGCGUGGUAUCUUUCGCCCACACAUGUAUUCGUGACCAUAUCAUCAAGCAGGCAAAAUCUGCCAACACCAGAUCUCCACUCAACUUGAGAGAAGCUCAUUACGACCUUCUUACUAGGUGCCUUGCCUGGGUUCAGCUGAGUGUGCAAGAAGAGGCUGAAAUCUCCAUGGAUAAGCUGAGCAUGGAGGAGCGUAACCAUCUCUUUGACAAAUAUGUCAUGCUUGAGUACACUGCUCGAUACUGGCUGUCACAUCUGCUCUCGUCACCUCUCGUCACCGAUGAUGGUGAAUUCCAGUUCACGACCGGAUUCAAAAAACUGGUUCCCCCAACUGUACUCUUUACUCGUCUUGAGUUGACUUGUAAAGAGUCCCAGUUCACCCGCUCCAGUGUCGUCGAACUCUACCGACUGGCUGCGGACAUCCGUCGUUUGGUUUUGGGUGAGAAGUCAUUGGCUCUUCUCCAAAGUCUCUUCUUCAGUUCCCGUGUUUCCAAAUUGGCCCAUGCCAGCCAUGCAGACGAGCACAGCUACGAAGCAUGGAGACUUAGUCAAGAGCUCUUGGGCCAAACCGACAGCAUUACUGUGAAUUGUGUUGAGAUGAUGACCCAAUCUUUCACUGCACGGGGCACUAUGACUACUCAACAAGAGGACAUCAUGAAGUACCUAAUUUUGACUGAUUCUGAAAUCACUGGGGUUGAGUUCAACCAGCGCCUGAAUUACCUCGGAAUGGUAGUUGGCAUGUACAAGACUCGAGGGGACAAUGAAUCUGCCCUCCUCAUCUCGAAACAAUUCUACCAGCAAGUAAUGCAGAAGUACGGUACCAACUCGAGACAAUCGAACGAGACUGCGGAAUUCUUGACUAGUCAGUUCCCAACAACUGGCAGUGACGAGAUGAGCCGGGACAUUGCGAGAACCAAAUAUGAUAACAUGCUUCGCACCAUGGAAGUUGACGACGAGCGUCGCAUCAAGUACACCCUGUACAUGGCUCAGAUGUACGAGCAGGAGGGUGAGACGGCCCAAGCCCAAGCAAUCCUGUCCUCUUUAUGGGCUGGUCUCAACUCUCGCGACAUCGACUCGGUUGAUAUGAUGGACAAGAAGGCCAAUGUCGCACUAGUAUACUACCAGUUCCUCCGCCGACAGAACCGCAACGAUUCAGCUGAAAUGAUCAUCCGCGAGCUUGUUGCAGAUCUAGAGACCACUGGUAUUCAUUCUGAGGAGAUGAUGCAGCGUGUGCAGCUUCUCCGUGUUGAGACACAAGAAAUGCACAUGUAUAGCAUGGAUCGUGCCUUGGCCGUCCUCAUGUGGCGCUACUACAAGGAGACCGGCCAGGAAUACACCCAAGAUGCUUCGAUUCUGGCUCUUUCCCUUGCUGAAGGCAUGGCUGCAACAGUAUCCAUGCAUCGAUCCUCUGGCUUGUCCGUCAGAGACCGCAAGCUGAUGGUUGAGCUUUUGGAUUCCAUCGCCUCAUCUCCCAAGAACCUCACUGUGUCCACAUUGAUUCUGUGCCACAAUCUUGCCAGUAUCUAUGUACGAGAAGGUGACUGGCAAGAGGGCGGUGAAUGCUCCAAGGCCGUUUUGCAGCAUGUGUGGCCUAAUGUUGAGAAAGCCGGAUCCCACAAGCAGUUCAGCACUGAAUUGGCACCCCCAAUUGCCGACCUGGCAUUGGUCUUAGCUUACUGCCACUUCCGCAGACUGCAUCUGGAUAUGGCUAAUGUCGUCUAUGAGAAUGCUUUCGCUUCUCUCGUCUCAUCUGAUAAAGUGCCCGUGCCUUCUGUCCUGGCUGUUGCGAAGGCCGUGGUUGAAUUCUACGAAACCACGUUCCAGUUCACCAAAGCUCUUACUUUGCUCCAUACUGUCAGCAACUUCUUGGCAACUCGACUUGGCGAGACUCACAAGCACACUAUUGAUAAUCUGUACUUGGAAGCUGCCCUGGCAGACCGUCUGGAGAUGAACACCGAGGCAAAGAAUUCGUACCAACGCAUCUACAAGAGCACUUGCGGUGAAACCACCAUUUCUCCGGACGGAAUCGAAGCUGCACUUGCUCUCAUCGGUCUUUAUGAGAAGGAACUGAAGUGGGAUUCUGCUCUGGAGGUCUACCGGCACCUCUGGCCGACGCUGGUGGUUCAAGACAACACUUCUACCUAUGAUGAGAUGGAAGUCGAACGUCUCCUGGAGAAGACCUAUAUUGGCUACAUGACUAUUCUAACUUCCCGAACAAGGACAACGGAGUUCUCUGAGAGAUACAAGGUUGCGUCUGACUACGUGACUACGUGCCGCAAUGUGUACGGACCCGGGGAUCAGAAGACACUUAGUGCACUUCUACUCUACGCCGAGUUGUGCGAGACCAACGAGUCGUAUACCGACCAGGCUAUCGCGCUCUAUAAGCAGCCUCUUCAGACUGCGGACUGGGUGCCGACAUCCGAAUCGUCCUUGCCUCUGGAGCAGAUGUCGCAGCCAUUACCCAUUACGCUCAAGCACAAGCUGGCCCAGCUCUUUGUCCGCAGGCGUGACUCGACUAACGAGGCUCGCUCGCUGUACACCGAAGAGUACCAAUUGGCGAAGAAGACCCAGGGACAUUUCUCUACCACUACCUUGUCCUGGCUUCGAGAGCUCGCUUUGGCCCAUUCUAGACAGGGCACACCUUCCUCUGUCCAGCAAGGCAAUGCCCUUCUUCACACAUACGUCACAGAUGUCCUCCACGCUGGUGGCGAUCCCAGUAUGAUGAGUGACUGGGCCCGCAAGAUAGCCUCCAUCUAUCUUGAGUGCGGCUUCAUCGAAGGCGGCAACAGCGUUCUCGAUGAGCUCCGCCAUCGCGUGCUCUCAGGAUCCGAUACUUCUGCAAUGGCAUUGGGAGAUCGCCGCGACGCCGUCUUCGUAGCCUCCUUCGAGGAAGUGUUCGGCCGCCGUGGUACCUCCGAACAAAUCAUCACCGAGAUGUACCGCGAGAUGCAAAUCCAGAAGACCUUCACGAGGAACCUUUCAGGCCACGAUUUCAUCCCGACACUGAUCUCGGGAGAUCGUCUUGCCCGUCUGCAGAUCGAUCAGAAUCGCGUUCGUGCCGCGAAGGAUACCCGCGACAGGCUGUACGAAUACUUCUGCGCUACUCUCUCUGCUACCAAUAUUGCAGACCGUGACAUCGUGAUGCAAUUCUACGGUAUCUGCCUCCGCGAGAUACACAACAAGAACUAUAACUUGAACAUCCUCAAGACCACCACCAGCCUAGUCCGCGAUCUAUGCAAUGACCAGCGCUUCCAAGACGCAAGCGACGUCACCGGUGUCUUGCACUCAUUCCUGCACCUGACAGACGGCCUGAACAGCUACGACAGUAUCAUCACAGCCACCAAGCUAUGCCUGUACCUGAGCGGCCACCAAGCCACGAAAUGCCACAAUGAGAAACUCUUCAACGAGAUGUCCGUCAAAUCUAAGCUGCUGCUCCAGGAACUCAUGGCCUCGUCCAAGUCCCUAGGAAUUGAGAUCAUGGACCUCCCAUUCCCCGAGCUUAACGACAUCAUCACCCUACUCGGCGAAUGUGAGAUGUUCGACGACCUUGAAGCAAUCCUGACCCAGCUCUGGACUUCCCGCAUUGUCCAGCGCACCUGGACUCCAGACGUGGUUGUUUGGAUUGGCCGCAGACUCGUCGAGACGCGCUUCUGCCGCGGCUCCGUCGACUCGGCUAUCCAACUGUGUCGCGAUAUCUGCUACAAUCUGCGCCAGGUAUGGGGUAGCUGUGACAACGUUACACUGGAGAUGACGAAGCUUCUAUCUGGUCUCUUCACAGCCUCGGGAGAUCACAAGUCUGCUGCAACGCUGCACGAAGGUGUGCUUUACGACUUACUCGGCGACUCUGAAGCCAAGAGUCACCCCGGCGCCUCGGACGUAGUCUCCCAACACAUGGAACUACUCCGUCGUGCGCAAUCUCGCCUCGGCUCAGAGAAGAGUACCCGCUCAUCGUCUCAUGCCGAUCUAGUCGCCCAAGUGACAGACCGGUUCGGUCUGCAAUCCGAGCAGAUCGAAGGUGUGGGCGAUGCCCACGGCGGAGAGAACUUCGGCGUCUGGUCUAAGCCUCGUCGCUUCAGUAUUGAUGUUAACGAUCCGGAUGAGCAAGGCCAGAUGCAUCACAACCACUUGCGGGAAUCUAGUGGUGCUGGUUUGUUGACUGGUAGUGGUGCGCCUAGGAGGAUUUCCGUGCAGGCGCUGUAA